Messenger RNA from Pestalotiopsis fici W106-1, 1440 nucleotides. RefSeq lists its product as uncharacterized. Bases 1 to 1440 code for a protein of 479 amino acids. The record is from RefSeq and is a predicted model, not a curated record. Gene Ontology annotation, biological process: transmembrane transport. Lineage: Eukaryota; Fungi; Ascomycota; Sordariomycetes; Amphisphaeriales; Sporocadaceae. The transcript is spliced from 8 exons. Gene Ontology annotation, molecular function: transmembrane transporter activity. Gene Ontology annotation, cellular component: membrane.
AUGUCCCAUGAAUCCAAGGUUUUCAGGCGCAGUUCCGAGAUGGAACUUGAUGCACCGGAACGCGGCGUCAUUAUCAGCGCCGACUGGAGCAUCAAGGAAGAGAAUAAUGCGAGAUGGAAAGUCGAUAUUUACCUCAUGCCUCUAAUGAUUCUCGGCUUCUUUGCCUUGCAAAUCGAUCGCGCGAAUAUCGGAACAGCGCUCACAUCAAGCAUCACUCAGGAUCUUGGGAUCACAACAAACGAGAUCAAUAUCGGAAAUCAGUUGCUAUCUUUGGGCAUUUUCCUCCUGGAGAUACCCUCGAACAUUCUACUGUUGCGGGUCGGGCCCCGUCUUUGGCUGUCUUGUCAGAUCAUCGCCUGGGGUCUGGUAGCAACCUUCCAGGGUUUUAUCAAUUCAUAUGGAUCGUAUCUAGCCACCAGGAUGCUUCUGGGCUGCAUGGAAGCUGGAUUUAUCCCAGGCUGCCUGUAUUUUAUGGGAGGCUGGUAUAAAAAGAAUGAGAGUCGCGUUCGGGUGAUAACCUUUUACAUCGGUCAGAAUUUUGCCACGGCAACUUCGUCGCUGCUGGGUGCAGGUUUACUCAAGCUCGAUGGUCACCUCGGAUUGCCUGGGUGGCGGUGGCUAUUUAUCGUUGACGGUUGCAUCACGAUAUUCAUCGGCCUGGUCUUUGUUCUAUUCUUACCUCCAUCUCCCGAUAACGGAAAGCCCCUGAUCAGUUUCGGUAGAUGGAGCUACUUUACUGAAAAGGAACAGUACGUAUUGAAGAAUCGUGUGCUUCUUGAUGACCCCAGCAAGAUCCAUGGCGAGAGAGCCCAUGUUGGUGCUCGGGAUAUCUUGGCGUUCCUUAGAACACCAAAGAAGUGGAUGCAUGUCCUAAUCACCAUGACUUCGGUUUGUGCGGUUCAUAGCCUUAGCACAUACAGUCCCAAAAUCUUGAAGUCGGCCGGAUUUGAAGCUACACAGGCAAAUGCUCUUUAUUCUGUGUCGUCGUACACAGCAAUUUUCUUCAAUUUCACAUUGGCGUACUUUGCCGACCGGACUGACCACACAGGACCCUUUAUACUCUUUGCCGCGUCUUGUAAUGUGAUAUCUUACGCAGUUCUUCGAAACCUCGAUGUUUAUUCCAAGUGGUCCAAAUACGCGUCUCUAAUCGUGGCAGGUAUACCAUAUUCAGCCGUCCAUGCAUUGAAUGUUGGAUGGAUGGCUAAUAGUUACUCGAGCAUACAAGACCGAAGUGUGUCGUCGGCAUUCAUCAUUAUGGCUUCUAAUCUUGCUGGCAUUCCUGCUGGUCAAGUCUUCCGGGCAGAUGAUGCACCAUUUUACAAACGUGGGGCAACAGUGCUUACGGCGCUCGCUGGGCUUUGUUGGGUGCUGGUAGCAGCGUUGGGACUUUGGCAUCGCAAAGAAGCAAGAUCACUGAAAACAGUAAUCACACAGCUAUAA